Dromiciops gliroides (monito del monte) is the source of this 2385-nucleotide messenger RNA. RefSeq names its product zinc finger protein 830 (gene ZNF830). Gene Ontology annotation, biological process: mitotic DNA replication checkpoint signaling; mitotic DNA damage checkpoint signaling; nuclear DNA replication. The record is from RefSeq and is a predicted model, not a curated record. NCBI's taxonomy places the organism in Eukaryota, Metazoa, Chordata, Mammalia, Microbiotheria, Microbiotheriidae. The transcript has a single exon. Bases 100 to 1245 code for a protein of 381 amino acids. Gene Ontology annotation, molecular function: zinc ion binding; nucleic acid binding. Gene Ontology annotation, cellular component: nucleus; spliceosomal complex.
CGGCGGCGAGAAACAGCCCGCCCCUUUUCUCAUUGGUCAGACCGCCGGCCAAUCCGCGAGCCGGCGUGCCUCGGCGACGUCCGGAAGUGACGAGAGCGGAUGUUUUGGAAGGGGAGCCGGGAGGCGGAAACGAGACUGCCGCGGACGAGUCCGGCCGCCAAGAUGGCGUCCUCCGCGUCGGCCGGGAAGCGGACGGUGAAGCAGGACGAGCUGCGGCGGCUCAUGAAGUCCGAGAAGCAGCGGCUGAGCGCCAGCCGCAAGCGGGUGGAGUCCCCCUUCGCCAAGUACAACCGCUUGGGGCAGCUGAGCUGCGCGCUGUGCGGCGUCCCCGUGAAGAGCGAGCUGCUGUGGCCCACCCACGUCCUGGGGAAGCAGCACAAGGAGAAGGUGGCCCUGCUGAAGGGGCCCAAGGGGCCCGGCCCGGGGCCCGCGCCGCCUCCGCCUCCGCCACAGCCGCCGGCCAAGAGAACCGGCCCCGAGCCGGAAGGCUCCGGCGCGAAGAGAGCGCGAGCCGGCGGCCCCCAGGCCUCGGCCCCGGCCGCCCCCGGGCUGCCCGUGGACUUCUUUGACUCGGGCGCGAAGGAGGCGCCCCCGGAGGCCCCCCGGAAAGCGUCGGGCCUCAGCUUGCUCCCAGACUACGGGGACGACGACGAGGAUGAGGAGGGGGAGGGGGAGGAGGAGGGAGGAAAAAGCGAGGCCCCAGCCCCGGCCCCCGCGCAGGAGGCGGCGCCCAGCGCGCUGCCCCCCGACUUCUUUGACCAGGACGCCCCGGCGGCCCCAGCCGUCUUCCACUCGGGGUCCAUCCAGAAGGCCGAGGUGCAGGAGAAGGUGGUGGAGCGGCGGGAGAACACGGCCGAGGCCCUGCCCGAGGGCUUCUUCGACGACCCCGAGGUGGACGCCAAGGUGCGCAAAGUGGACGCGCCCAAGGACCAGAUGGACAAGGAGUGGGACGAGUUCCAGAAGGCCAUGAGGCAGGUGAACACCGUUUCCGAGGCCAUUGUGGCCGAGGAGGACGAGGAGGGCCGCCUGGACCGGCAGAUCGGGGAGAUCGAUGAGCAGAUCGAGUGCUACCGGCGCGUGGAGCUGCUGCGCGACCGCCAGGACAUCCUCAAGAGCCGGCUGAGGGCGGCGCUGACGCUGCGGGAUCGGCAGCGAAAGGAGGACGAGAGCCCGGACAGCGACGACGAGGGCGAGCUGCAAGACCUGCUCUGCCAGGACUGGAGGGUGAAGGGCGCCCUGCUGUGAGCGGCCCGGCUGAGAUGCUGUGAGAAGCUGUGAGAAGCGACCAGGCAGCUGGGGGGAUGUGGCGCAAAGGGGCGGUUCUGCACUCAAAUGUUUGAAAACUUUCCUGCAUACCAGAAGUUUUCCUCUCAAUAGUCUAGGUCUGAAAUGCAAAAUCGUUUUAUACGAGCCUUGUAAGCUGUAAAUGUUGUACAAAGUUAAAUAUAUUUGCUAUUGAUAUUUCUAAUUUAACAUUCCUAGACUCCAGUUCCUGUGGCAGAACUACUAAAUAAGGGGGGGAAUGUCAGUGCCAAGACAAAGCUUAUUAAUAGAUUGAGGGCUUUACUUUUCCCCAUGUAUGAGAAUUUCAAAGACAGUGACAAAUAUAGGCAUUGUCAUGUUAAGUCACACACAUUAGCUGUGCAGUUCAGUGUUCAUCUGACAGUGGUAUCAAAGGGCCCCAGAGGAAAUAUUUGAGGCUGUGUGCUCAAACGUUUCCAGGUUUCUUUAAUAACCUAUUAAGUUAUCCAAUCACUAACUUACCUCAACACCUUUUUGAACCUAUUAUAUUUGUACCCUAUACAACUUUUUGAGGUAAUAGGUUCCAUAAAUUUACUAUCUGUGCUGUAAAGUAUUAACUGCAUUUUAUUUGUUCCCAACUACAGACGUGUUUUUUAUGAUGAGAACUUACCUCCACUGUUAACAACAGGUUGUGUACUUGGAGUUGCCUUUUGAGUAGUAAUGACAGGCUUUGUGUUGGGCCAGCCACAUUUUCAUUAGCCCUUAUGUGACCACUCAAGCAUUUGCAAGAUGUACUCAGUGUAUAUGUAACAAUACCAAAUACUCAAAGUCCAAAGAAUUAGCCUUGUAGGAGCCCAUGUCUCUAGAAAUUGGGAGACAAACAGGUUUGUCUGGCCUUUUUUUUUUUUUGAGCAAAUGCUCAAAAAUUAUGCUAGAUGUAUAGUACUAUAGAAGCAAAUAAAGAAGAAGAGGCCUGGCAUGGGGUAAAAAAAAAUGUUAGUGGCAUUAGGCUGUUGUUCUUUGCACCAUAUAUACUACCUCUGAAUUCAGUUGAGAUUUUGCAAGGUUUAAAUAAAUGUGCUUGAAUUGUGAAAGGGCUUCCACCACCCCCAGUGAGGACUGCCCUCCCAUCCCAUAUGUGAA